This is a messenger RNA of Amborella trichopoda, 2688 nucleotides long. Its product is annotated as xyloglucan galactosyltransferase KATAMARI1 homolog. NCBI's taxonomy places the organism in Eukaryota, Viridiplantae, Streptophyta, Magnoliopsida, Amborellales, Amborellaceae. The record is from RefSeq and is a predicted model, not a curated record. Gene Ontology annotation, molecular function: glycosyltransferase activity.
UUUAUAUAGGAUUUACAGGUUGUUAAAGCUCAUGUUCUUACGGAGGAGCAUUAAUUUUUGUUUCUUCUUUUGUUCUUCCAUUUUUGCUAAGUUUUGUGCAUGUCAAAUCCUCUGAAUAGGGUGAAUCAUCUCCAUGCUCAAAUGAUGGAGGAAAUGGAUGUUUUGUGUUCAUCAUAAAUAUUACAGUUUAGCAGAGGCUUUAAUCGGUGAUUUUUUCAGCGAAUCGCCGCUGAGUAUUCUCUUGAGAUUUUAGCACUGAAGAUGGAGGGAAGGGAAGGGAAAUGAUUGGGGAUUGUUUCUGAUAAAUCUACGAGUUAUUCAGCUGCUCUGAAACUAUGGAUAAAGGUAAUGGAAAACGUAGGAAUCGUUACUUGCUUGUUUUGAUUGCAUGCUUCAUCCUAUGGUUCUUUCUGUUUUAUGUUCAAAUAAUCGAGUUUGGAUCGAUAAGUGGAUUCCAAAACGUGCGAUUGAUUUUGAAGGACUACACUCAAAAUCUCAGACUUAAAAACAGUGCUUUUUUUCAGAGCACCAAUGAAUCUGACCAAUCCAUGCAAAAAAAUGGAGCUAAAAGAAAUACAGAAAUCGAAUCCGAUCGAGUUAUGGAGAAGAAUCAAGUUGUGAAUAAUAGAAAUGAUGAAUUGGUGGGAAAUUUUGAUAAAAAUGGUGUUAUAAGGAGCAAAAUCGAGGAAUCAGGGAGGAUUAUUGACAAGAGUGGCGAUAUGGUCAGAAGAAACAAGGAAAAUGUCACAACUUCAGAGAAGAAUGGCGGUACAAGCGAAAUAAACCAAGAAUUAUUGGAUUCUUUGUUGAAAAAUGAUGUUACAAGGAGCAAAAACAAUGAAACCGAACCUUCUUCUCAAGAGAAAAACACUGCAAGUAUCACAAACCAUGGAUUUGAAUCAUCUUUAACCAUGAAUAUCUCUGCAACUCCAUUGGAACCAGAACCCAAUCUCCAUUUACAAAAGAACUCUACAAAAACCAGCACAAAAGGUUCUCAAAAUAGCAACUCAGAUCUUUCUUUGAACAAGAACUACUCAAACUCUAAUGUCGAAGGCGAACGAAACAUUGUUGAUCCCUGCCUUGGAAGGUAUAUAUACAUACACAAGCUCCCAUCAAAAUUCAACAAAGACAUGCUCAAGAACUGCAAAACCCUAAAUGAAUGGACCGACAUGUGUCGGUUCACCUCAAACUCAGGAAUGGGGCGUCCUCUCUCUAACACAAAAGGCGUCUUAUCCAAAAAUGGCUGGUACUCAACUAAUCAGUUUGCCCUAGAUGUGAUCUUCCAUAGCAGGAUGAACCUCUAUGAGUGUUUAACCCUAAAUUCGUCUGCUGCUUCAGCAAUUUUUGUUCCUUUUUAUGCAGGCCUCGACAUCGGCCGAUACCUUUGGGCAAUGAACUCGACAUUGAAAGAUGCAGCAUCAAUGGAACUCAUGGAUUGGCUUGUCAAGAGGCCAGAGUGGAAAAGAAUGCAAGGUGGGGAUCAUUUCAUGGUGGCAGGGAGAAUUACAUGGGAUUUUAGAAGACUCUCGAAUUCUAGCUUGGAAUGGGGUAACGAACUACUCAUCCUUCCGGCCACGAAGAACAUGACAGUUCUGGUAAUCGAGUCAAGUCCGUGGAGCCGAGUCGAUGUUGCAGUCCCUUAUCCUACUUAUUUCCAUCCUGCAAAAGCUUCUGAUGUCUUUUCCUGGCAAAAACGCAUGGCUCGAAUCAAGCGGCCAUGGCUCUUCUCCUUCGUGGGGGCGUCAAGACCGAAUAUAAAGACCUCCAUCCGAGACCAACUGAUCGAUCAAUGUCAAAAAUCAAAACUAUGUUAUCUCCUAGAGUGUAAUGCACCAGGGAACCAGUGCCAAUCUCCGAGCAGUGUAAUGCGCAUCUUUCAGAGCUCGGUGUUCUGUCUUCAACCUCAAGGCGAUUCUUACACUCGACGCUCGGCCUUCGACUCAAUACUCGGGGGUUGUAUACCAGUGUUUUUCCACCCGGGCUCGGCGUAUACUCAGUAUUUGUGGCAUUUGCCAUUGAAUUACACAAAGUACUCUGUUUUUAUACCUGAGGAUGAGGUGAGAGAUGGGGUUGUUGAUAUAGAGAAGAGGCUUUUGGAGAUUAAUAGAGAACAGGUGAGGAGUUUGAGAGAUGAAGUUAUUGGGUUGACACCUAGGGUUAUUUAUGGGGACCCAAAGGGGAAGUUGGAGAAGUUAAAAGAUGCUUUUGAUAUUGCAGUGGAAGGGGUGUUGAAGAGAGUAGAGAGGGUGAGACGGGGGCUUGAAGGAGAUCAAGGUUUUGGGGUUGAGCAAACAUGGAAGCAGGUGUUGCCUGAAGGGAGUUACGAGGAGGACUGGGACAGGUUUUUUAAGCAGUUUGAGUUUAGAUGAUGAUGGCGUGGGAAAACAAGGAAAGGAUCGGAUCGGAACUCGCUGGGUCUCGAGCCUGAGUUAGGUUUGACACACUCGACCAAGUUUAAAAGGUAACAAGAAAAUAUUAGGAACUAGACAGACUUGGCUCGCCGGUUCUCUUACAUUUGGUUUGAGGAUCAGCAGGUUGCAGAGCCCGAGAGGCUCGAGUCCCAGUGGAUUCACGCGAGUUAUUUUACACUAGACAGGUUACCUUAUGGAUUUUCACUUUUCUCGACACCAUGUAAGGAAAUUUUAUGAAGUUGGGCUGGUGAUUUUCUUCUUUUUUUCUUCUUUUUUC